AUGGAUCAAACUCAACCGCGAACCAAGAAGGAGUGGAAGAAGUGGGCCCGGCGUCAGGUAACAUGGGACACAUGGAAUGUGUCGUAUCCACUGAAAUACCUUUACCGACUCCUAAAUGAGGUUAUCUGGGAUUGCAAGAAGAAGGGAGUGGUUAUUACCGAGCAAGAACCAUACAAGGAAUUGGUUAAAUACUUCACCACCAAUGAGAAUGACGCGGGAGUCAAAUCCUCAUCGCCAAGGGCUGUAUACUGCGAAGCUACAAGAAUCAUGAACGGUGGUCAGCUGCCGCAAUUCAUCCGAGAGUCGUUGCAAGCGGCCGGUUGGGACCCCGAAAAAUGCUGCAAAAUAUUGAGGGAUGAACACAAAAGGUUGCCGGCAAGGUCCGACAUCGAAAGUGAGAGCGAAGAGGAAGAUUCCGACGGUAGUCCUGCAGGUGCGGACCAAGAUUCUGAGCGCUCUCCUUCCCCAGAUAUCGCGACAGACGACGAGUCCUCACAGCCUUCUUCAAGAUCAUCCUCCGAAUCUACCGAAAAUUCACCUCAGAGAAGAACAAGCACGACUUCAACUUCGACUUCCGUCUCAGCCCAACAUAUACAACUCUUGACACAAGAAACCGAGCCAAAGAUACACCAAGAGUGGAUGGAGUGGGCCAAGAGACAAAAGAAUCCAGCAUUCAAGGACACGCCCGAGUCCGCCAUCCUGGACGAAGUCCUCGAAGCCGUCGACUGGCAAUACAACCAGAACUACCCCUGGGGCCGCCCUAAGAUCUGCAAGUGGCAGCAACCCUACAAGCAUUUGAUCGGUCGAUGGGGUCACGAAGGGGAAGCAGGUCCCGACGACACUCCUUCCGCCAUCGACCUUGAGGCGACGCGAAUCAUGAACAAGGGAAGACUGCCGAAUGAUAUAUGCCAAUGGCUGGAGAAUGCGGGAUGGGACGCUGAGAAAUGCUGCAAUCCAACAUUGACGCCGUCCGAGAAGAAACUGUCGACAAAGUCCCAGAACACGACGGAGCAGUCGGAGCAAUCGGCUUCCGAGGAUGAUGAACAACACAGCACCGCACAACCUGAAGGGCCGGACGGCCUUCUUCUGAGCCACCAAUUCGGGCAGCUGGGGCUGUUCAAUACAAAUGGCGAAAGCACAUGCUCACCGACGAAGCUCAUCGGUCCAGAGAAGUGGAAGAAAGAUGCUCGAGCCCAAAAGAACCCAGCGUUCGCAUCUUACCCGUACGAGGACUCACGACUGAACUCCUACAUCGACGACAUUGAGUGGAGCGGCUUGAGAAACAAGCCAAGAAGGAUCGAUCGUCAACCGCCCUACAACUUCCUCAAGCUGCAAUUUGGGCCAAAGUACGUUGCCCUGCAUCGCGAAGUGCCUCCAGCGGGUGCGUGUGAAGCUGUCAGGAUCAUCAGUCAGCUCAACGACUCCGAGUUUCCCAUAAAGCUUCGCGAAUUGUUGGCGAACGCCGGUUGGGACGCCAUCAAAUGCUGCGAUCCGAGCUUGACGCCAGAACAGAAGAAGUUGCAAGCCGUGCAGGAAACGGGGUCGAGUCCUUCCCUAUCUGAUGAUGAAGAAGAGACAACACCUGAACGUGACAGACUGCGGAGUAUACAGCAAGCAAUGAAAUCCGAUAUUGAGAAGCGAGCAUCGAAAACCACAUCUGACGAAAGGCGGGAAAGCACUUCGGAAGAGCCGACUUCCGGCAACAAGCUGAAGCGACCCCUUGUGAAAGAGGAGGAAUCAUCUCCAGAGCCAAAGCGGUUCAAACCAACUCCGGGACCGACCGCGCAUUCCUCAACGACGAAACCCCUGAGCGUCUCCCCACUGACUUCUCCAGAGAACAACCUCAGUAAGACUCUUUCAAUCAGAGAAUCAAGCAACUCCUUCUCUCCUUCACCUGGUGGUGCAGUCUCCUGCCGCGAGAGUCCCUCCUGGCGGCGCCAAAUGACGCAGGCCAUGUCAGCCUCACGCUCGAAGGAAGCUGCGAGAAGCAACGGAGCACCUAUUCACCCGUUUAUGUCCGGCUCAAACCAGAUCUCGGAGGACUAUACGUGGCGCAACUCUCUGGCGAGUGCUUUCGCAGCUUCGCUUCUGAGCACCGAACCAACGACAGAGAGCACGCCAAAGCCUUUCGCGACUCCUUCAAACAUCACCAAACCAGCCAGAACCCCCGCUAACCUCAACGUCCCACUGCCAGCAGCCCUACAAAGAACCCACAAACCCCAAACCAGCACCCCUCCAUCCCCUCCCAUCAAAACAAGCCCAAAUCCCGAGAGUACCGAACAGACAAGAGUCAUCACCGUGCUAGGCGACGUCGACCUGACCCUCCAAAACGCAGCCGCCUCCAUCGCAGCCGCCCUCGACGCACAGAGACGCCAGCGCGAAGACGAGAAGCGUCGCGAGGACGAUCGUCGUCGAGCAGCAGACGACUUCCGACGAGCCGCCGAGAGAAUCGAGACGACGUCCGGCGUCCUGGGCAAAGCGAGCCGCAACUUGAGGGACGCGACUGAGAUCUUGAAGAAAGCGACCAGCGACCUUGAGAGGGCCGAGGAGGAGGAUAGGAUGGCGCGGGAGGAGUUCGACGCGUUGUUGAGGAAGUGGAGGGAAGGGCUUACGUGA
Colletotrichum karsti is the source of this 2616-nucleotide messenger RNA. RefSeq lists its product as uncharacterized. NCBI's taxonomy places the organism in Eukaryota, Fungi, Ascomycota, Sordariomycetes, Glomerellales, Glomerellaceae. Bases 1 to 2616 code for a protein of 871 amino acids. The record is from RefSeq and is a predicted model, not a curated record. The transcript has 2 exons.